AUGGCUGCUAGUCAGUCAGACUGCCAGUUUCUCCUAACCAUCAUCUCUGGCUCACCUCCUUCCCCUGAUAACUCCUUACAAACUUUGCUGGGACCUUUCCAUCGCUGGGGAUGGCUCCUGGCCGUUGCCCACCUGUCAUCCCAGCAUCUGAGGGGCAAAGACGUGAAGCAGCAAGUUCUGUGUUCAACCUUUCUGACCAAGAGCAACUAUUUCCCGCGCAAUAUUUGGAAAAUACUUCCACUAAAAACCAAACAAACGAAAACCCAUUUCCUUGGGAAGUCACAUUUAGGAGCCUGCCCUACACCCUGCCGCCGCCUUCGCGCUGUCCGUCAUCCACGCGGGCCGGCAGGCCGGGGCGCCGGUCGGUCGUUCCAUCCCGGCCGCGCCCCUGAUUGGCCAGCGCGCCCCGCCGGCGUCACGGCUUCCCGCAGUCCCGCGGCCUCCGGGAGCCUGGUCGGCGCGCAGCGAGCCUGGCCGGCCGCGGGCUCCGGUUCCCCGGCCACGCGUGAACGUGCGCGCCCAGCCGGAGCUGCCAGGGCCGGGACUUCAGCGGAGAGGGGUGCCAGCGCUCUGGCCAGCCCGGGAGUGUCCGGGCGGGCCGCCGAGCCGGGUGGUAUCUGUGUCUCUCUAAAAAGGGGGAAUUCUUAAGAAAAGGAAGAAAGGUGGUGUUGGCACACGCCUUUAAUCCCAGCACUC
This is a messenger RNA of Onychomys torridus (southern grasshopper mouse), 696 nucleotides long. RefSeq lists its product as uncharacterized. Bases 1 to 648 code for a protein of 215 amino acids. The record is from RefSeq and is a predicted model, not a curated record. NCBI's taxonomy places the organism in Eukaryota, Metazoa, Chordata, Mammalia, Rodentia, Cricetidae. The transcript is spliced from 4 exons.